CAUAUCGUCUAUGUGAGUGCUGGAACUAACAGGAAUAUUGUUUGUGAAUGAAUUGUGUUAAAAUUUAGUUUGUUUCACGAGUUUUCACUACGCUGGUGCUGUGCGUAAAGAAGUUAGAAUUUACUUUCCUGAAAAAAUUAGCUUAUUUGACGUAUUUUCCCCACAAUUUCAGAACACAUUGGAAAAUAUGUUUAACAAAAUUGAGCCUAACGUAAACCUUAGAGGGUGAACUAAACUCUCUUUUCUGUUGUAACUGAAAUAGGUAUAGAAAUCACCGCUGAAGACUAUGAGGGGCCUUAAAAGAUUAUGUUGUGACGUUACGCUAGUAUUAAUAACUGUGUUUGUCACAGUAAUGAUUUUUAACUUCACAAGACCUAAUGAUUAUCUUGACUCUUCUUUGUAUGGUUACAAAGUGAAAGUUGUUAAACCUACCCCUCAUGAUAAUCUGUUAAGGAUGAAGAAGCAUAUAAAAAAUCCCUCUCGUACUGAAAAAGAGGUGAAAGAUCAUACAUCAAAAUAUAUAUACAAAGUGGAUUGGCACGAUUACCGUCAAAUUGAUAAUGAUGAGGUCAGAAGUGGUAAUGGAGAACAUGGGAAACCCGCAACACUUCCACCUACAGUUACUGACAAUGAAAUACAGAAUUUAUACAAAGUGAAUGGGUUUAAUGCGCUGCUAAGUGAUCACGUAUCACUGAACCGAUCUCUGCCAGAUAUUCGGAAGAAAGAAUGUCAGAGGAAGCAGUACAGAUUGGACUUGCCCUCCGUGAGUGUGAUUGUUCCGUUCCACAACGAACAUUGGAGUACGUUGCUGCGAACAGCGUGGAGUGUAGUCAACCGAUCUCCUUCACACCUACUGAAGGAGAUCAUCCUCGUAGAUGACUUCAGCUCAAAAGACCAUUGCAAGAAGCCACUAGAUGACUACGUCGCCCAACAUCUGCCCAAGGUGAAGGUGAUACACUUGCCUCAGAGAGAUGGUUUGAUCAGAGCUCGUCUGGCUGGAGCGAAAAUAGCCUCUGGUCAGGUACUGGUGGUUUUAGACUCCCACAUCGAGGCUAACAUUAACUGGCUUCCUCCACUACUAGAACCGAUUGCAGAGGAUUAUCGCACUUGCGUGUGCCCCCUCAUAGAUAUAAUUGAUUAUGAGACGUUUGCGUAUAGUGCCCAAGACGAGGGUGCUCGGGGAGCUUUUGACUGGGAGUUCUACUACAAGAGACUUCCUUUGCUCCCUGAAGACCUCAAAAACCCCGCAGAGCCUUUUAGAUCACCAGUGAUGGCUGGAGGAUUGUUCGCUAUCAGUGCCAAGUUCUUCUGGGAGCUCGGAGGUUAUGACCCCGGCCUUACCAUCUGGGGUGGGGAACAAUACGAGCUGAGCUUCAAGAUCUGGCAGUGCGGUGGGCGGAUGUUCGACGCUCCUUGCUCCCGCGUCGGUCACAUCUACAGAAAGUUUGCCCCUUUCCCAAAUCCUUUUCCAAAUGGUGGGAAUUUUGUCGCAAGAAACUUUAGAAGAGUGGCAGAGGUGUGGAUGGAUGAGUAUGCAGAGUAUCUGUACAUGCGGCAGCCCCAUAUCCGCUCCAUCGACCCAGGGGACCUUACUGAGCAGAAGGCCGUCCGUGAGCGUCUGCAGUGCAAACCCUUCCGUUGGUUCAUGGAAGAGGUUGCCUUCGAUCUUGUCAAGAAGUAUCCUGUCAUUGAGCCUCCACAUUUUGGCUUUGGAGAGAUAAGAAAUGGUGCGGCCAGUUCACUAUGCAUCGACACUAAAAACAAAGGAGAGAAUAUGUCUUUCGGCUUGGAUGAUUGCAUCAGCGAUCAUUCAGGAAAAUCUGGAGAGCAGGAGUUCCUACUGACUUGGCGAAAGGACGUCCGCACCAAGAGUCGAAACAUGUGUUGGGAUGUCAGUGCUCCUGGUGACAAAGCACCUGUACUUCUCUACAACUGCCACGGAGACCAAGGAAACCAAAUGUGGAGAUAUGAUGUGAACAAGAAGUGGCUGGUGCAUGGUGGCAAUCUAAGAUGUCUAGACACAGAUCUUCAUAAUAUCUUUGUAUCAACUUGUGAUCCGAGCUCCGAGACUCAACACUGGCACAUCACCAAUGUCAACUACACUGCUUUGGCAAAUUGGGAUAACCCAGGACCACAAUAAAAA
Molecule: messenger RNA, 2143 nt
Organism: Macrosteles quadrilineatus (aster leafhopper)
Lineage: Eukaryota; Metazoa; Arthropoda; Insecta; Hemiptera; Cicadellidae
Product: N-acetylgalactosaminyltransferase 6-like
Exons: 10
Coding region: 287-2140 (617 amino acids)
Cellular component (GO): Golgi apparatus
Source: RefSeq, a predicted model, not a curated record